AUGGCUUGGGCCGAAGCGGUCACCGAGUCGACCCGGAACCAGACUCGCCGCCCUCUCAACUCCUCCUCCUACGUCCCUCCGCAUCUCCGCUACUCCGGCGGCCUCGGCGGCGGCGGUUACGCCUCGUACGGCCGAGGGUUCGGUGAGCCGGCUCAGCACGGUGGUUAUCGCGGAGGCGGCCGGACCGGUCCGUUUCGCGGAGGAGGUGGAGGUGGUUAUCGCGGCGGCGGCCGGAUUCGGGGCUGGGCGCCGCCGCCGCCGAGGCCGGCGGUGCAUGACGACGUGUGCGAGAAGCUCGAGCAGGUGACAGUGAGUGAGGGCGGUGACGUCAGCAAUGCGGGGAUCAAUUUCGAUGCUUACGAGGAUAUUCCGGUGGAGGCGAGCGGGGAGGACGUGCCGGCGCCGGCGGGGAGUUUCGAGGAGAUUGAUUUGGGGGAGUGUUUGAAUAACAAUGUCAAGAGGUGUAGGUACGUGAAGCCGACGCCGGUGCAGCGCCACGCGAUUCCGAUAGCCUUGGCCGGAAGGGACCUGAUGGCGUGUGCUCAGACUGGGUCCGGAAAGACGGCGGCUUUUUGCUUCCCGAUCAUCAGUGGAGUGUUGAAUGUGUCUCAGGGGAGGUCUCAGAGUGAUGAUGGGUGGACUGUGUAUCCGUUUGCGCUGAUUUUGUCUCCGACGAGAGAGCUGGCUAGUCAGAUAUAUGAGGAAGCUAAGAAGUUUGCUUAUCAGAGUGGGGUGAAGGUGGCUGUUGUUUAUGGUGGGGCGCCGAUGACUCAGCAGCUUCGUGAUCUGGAGAGAGGAGUUGACAUCCUAGUUGCUACUCCAGGGCGCUUGGUGGACAUGAUUGAAAGGUCACGAGUUUCCCUCAAGAUGAUCAAGUACUUGGCACUAGAUGAGGCUGAUAGGAUGUUGGACAUGGGAUUUGAACCUCAAAUAAGGAAGAUUGUUCAACGGAUGGACAUGCCACCCCCAGGUGCCAGGCAAACAUUACUGUUCAGUGCAACAUUCCCUGAUGAAAUACAGAGGCUUGCUGCAGAUUUCCUGAAGAACUACAUAUUUCUGACUGUUGGGAAAGUCGGGUCAAGCACUGAUCUUAUAGCACAAAAGGUUGAGUUUGUCAGGGAUAUGGACAAAAUUCAGCAUUUAUGCAGUCUUCUUAAGAAUCAGAGGGAUAAUGGAACUCAUGGAAAGCUUGCUUCAACCUUGGUGUUUGUUGAAACCAAGAAAGGAGCAAAUCAGUUGGAGAACUGGUUGUCCAGGAAUGGAUUCCCUGCAAUAGCAAUACAUGGUGACAAAGUGCAAAUGGAGAGGGAACGAGCAUUGAGAUUGUUCAAAUGUGGCACAACUCCAAUACUGGUGGCGACAGAUGUUGCUUCACGAGGUUUAGAUAUCCCUCAUGUUGCCCAUGUCAUCAAUUUUGACUUUCCGAAGAGCAUAGAUGAUUAUGUUCACAGAAUUGGUCGGACUGGACGUGCUGGUAAAUCUGGUCUUGCAACUGCUUUCUUCAGUGAAAAGAACCAGCCACUUGCAAAGUCUUUAGCGGAGUUGAUGAAGGAAUCAAAGCAGGAGGUUCCUAACUGGCUUCAUGAUUAUGCUAAACAAUCAUUGCCUUAUGGUGGAGACCAGAGCCAUAGGUAUGGUGGUAGCAGUAACUUUGGUGGAUAUGACUUCCGUAGGAGUGAGAAUCAUUAUGGUUCAGGUAGUUAUGGUUAUGGUGAUUCUUCUGUGGGUGUGGAUAUGGCUGCUGCUACUUUUCAUGAUGCUUCGGGAUCAUAUGCUGCUGAUUCAUCUGGAUAUGGAGAAAAAUUUGGGAAUUCUUAUGUAGAUGAGCCUGCUGCUUCCUAUAAUGGUCCUUCUUAUAAUGGGGGUGAAACAGAUGCUGCUGUUACUGCUGGUUUAUCGAGCUUUGGAAAUUAUGAGAAUAUUGUUGCUGGUGGGUGGGAAUAGAUCCGCAGGAUUGUCAUGUUAACAGUACAUGAGGAGUGAUAUUUAUAGAUAAUGGUGAAAAAAAUAGUUUUGGAAGAGUGGGGGCUAACUACAAGUAGGAGGAUUUCAACCUAAUAUCUUUUGGGAAAUGGUCUAAUACAAGUACUUGAAAGCAUUGCUGAGCUAACUUGCCUCUUGACCUUCAUAGUAUCAAGAAGCUAGUUUCGUUUUGUGUUAGGAUGUGAUCCUUUUGUAAUGAACCUAAUCUCGCAGUACGUAUUUUGU
Messenger RNA from Fragaria vesca subsp. vesca, 2208 nucleotides. Its product is annotated as DEAD-box ATP-dependent RNA helicase 37-like. NCBI's taxonomy places the organism in Eukaryota, Viridiplantae, Streptophyta, Magnoliopsida, Rosales, Rosaceae. The transcript is spliced from 6 exons. The record is from RefSeq and is a predicted model, not a curated record. Gene Ontology annotation, cellular component: nucleus. The coding region runs from base 1 to 1944 and encodes 647 amino acids. Gene Ontology annotation, molecular function: RNA helicase activity; ATP binding; RNA binding.